AUGUCCUCUGGCCUGAAGCUCAAUGAUCCCAGCUUCCAGCAGAUUGAGGACGAGCUGGCCCUCAUCCACGUCCAGGCCUCCCAAAACAGCCUGGUCUUCACCUCAGACAUCAAAGAUCUGAAGGAGAAGCUGCACUCCACCGAGCUGAAGCUCCAGGCUGCCGAGAACAAGCUCGAAGCUACUGAGAAGGAGCUGGAGAAGGCCCGCCACCAGCUUGGCCAUCACGACCUCUCUUUCGAGAUGGUGCUCGACCUUCGCGAGAUCAUCUUCUCGACCGCCCUGCGCCUCCACUCCGCGAGUCUCCAUCUCAACACCAACAAGUUCCUGCUCUACCAGGGGGCUGUGAAGCCCGUGCAAGCUCCCUCCUCGCUCAAGGGUGGCUAUGCGGCUAUGGAUGCUAUCCUCAUUCUGGAACGUCAGCAUAUUGACUGGCUGGUUCCAUUCAUGCGGAUCUACGGAGUCGACGCGUCAGUCGUCAAGGAGAUAGCCGAGGCCGGGCACGCUCGUAUCCUACGCGUCUUGAAUGCCGUUGGCACUUACCGCCUUGCUGGAAAGCUGGAGCUCGACGAAGGCGAGAAGGAGGUCUUCGAGGAGAUGGUCCACAUGAUUGAUUUCAAGCGCAUGGAGGCGGCUUCGGACCUGAGUCGCCAGUUCCCUUUCAAGAAGCUGGCCUUCUCCAUGGAUGGAAUGGAGUAA
Penicillium chermesinum is the source of this 696-nucleotide messenger RNA. RefSeq lists its product as uncharacterized. Bases 1 to 696 code for a protein of 231 amino acids. NCBI's taxonomy places the organism in Eukaryota, Fungi, Ascomycota, Eurotiomycetes, Eurotiales, Aspergillaceae. The transcript has 2 exons. The record is from RefSeq and is a predicted model, not a curated record.